AUGGGCGUCCUAACAUUUGAACCCUACAAGUCAUACUUGCUCNNCCCCCUAUGGCGCUUCCGAACACCAGAGAUCGCACGACAAUCCUCGGCCCUCCUACGAACAGAGUUCGAGCGCUUUGGAGAAGAGGGAGACUUUGUUGGGAUGGACAUGACGCGCAAGUUCAUUCAGAUGGGCUACACACGCGCAAAGCGAUACGCCAACCAUAAAGGCGGAAGAAAGUACGACAAAGACCACGAGGUCCUUCCCAACAGCGAGCAUCAUUCAGACAAGGCAGACAAGGAAGAAUCGAGCCGUAUAUUCAAGGAUAUACUGGAGGAGAUCAAGCAAGACGAGACGUACUUGCGGCUCAAGGAGCAGUUCCAGAAAGAGCUCAAGGAAUACAAAAGCAAAGUUCGUGAGCACCCAUGA
Aureobasidium vineae is the source of this 411-nucleotide messenger RNA. The record is from the annotation of a GenBank genome assembly. Lineage: Eukaryota; Fungi; Ascomycota; Dothideomycetes; Dothideales; Saccotheciaceae.